AUGACAGGCGUUUCCCAGGAGCACAUGCGGGCUCAUUACCAAAUAGGCUCCAAUCACAUGAUGCUGGGCGCCGGGAUCCUGUUCACCGAGGAGCUCUGGGAGUUUCUGAGCUUUGCAGAGAGGUCCCCUGCCAUCAUCUCUAACAUCCUGCUCUUUGGCCUGACCAGUGCCCUGGGUCAGAGCUUCAUCUUUAUGCCUGUUGUCUAUUUUGGGCCCCUGACCUGCUCCAUCAUCACCACAACUCACAAGUUCAUCACCAUCUUGGCCUCUGUGACCCGCUUUGCCAACCCCGUCAGCUCCAUGCAGUGGGUGGGCACUGUGCUGGUGUUCCUGGGUGUUGAUCUUGAUGCCAAGUUUGGGAAAGGGGCCAAGAAAACUUCUCACUAGGAAGAGGGGCACUACCUCCACUCCAGAAACAUUUAACUUAUUAUCUCAAAAAGUGACAUCUCUUAGAAAAUGGACUCAAU
Messenger RNA from Echinops telfairi (small Madagascar hedgehog), 467 nucleotides. RefSeq names its product solute carrier family 35 member B1-like. NCBI's taxonomy places the organism in Eukaryota, Metazoa, Chordata, Mammalia, Afrosoricida, Tenrecidae. Gene Ontology annotation, molecular function: UDP-glucose transmembrane transporter activity; UDP-galactose transmembrane transporter activity. The record is from RefSeq and is a predicted model, not a curated record. Bases 1 to 387 code for a protein of 128 amino acids. The transcript has a single exon. Gene Ontology annotation, biological process: UDP-galactose transmembrane transport. Gene Ontology annotation, cellular component: Golgi membrane; endoplasmic reticulum membrane.